CGUCGAGAUGGAGAACGUGCGCUUUUCUAUCAUUGAAAACGACCUGAAGUGGAACUCGGAAAGUGACCAGACGGCCGAUGUGGACCUGCUCCUGGACAGGCGGAGCAUCUCCAGCGAGGCCAACAGCGCCGGGGUCUUUAGCGAUGAGGCCCACGAGAUCUUUGCGCGCCAGCAGCAAAACCAGGUACUCUGGGAGUUCGAGGAGAUCGAGGACACCAUCACAGCGGCGCCGGGCGGCAAGCAGGUGAUGGAAAUGGUGCGAUCUGGCUGUUUCCUAGAACUGAUUCCUGACUCGGGGGACUCCAAUCUGGCCCUGAUUUGCUGCUCGGCGUUCGGGAGUGUGGAGAACAUUAAUUUUCUGCUAAAGCACUACAAUGCGGACCCAAACGUUGCAGAUAGUAGGGGACGUACCCCCCUGCACUUCGCCUGCUGCCGCGCCAACGCCCCCAUUGCCAAAGUUCUGCUGGACUACGGCGCCGAUCCGAAUCGCUGGGAUGCCAAGAAGGAGGUGACGUCGCUGCACUGCGCGGCCAGCUCCAAGAGCGUCGAGUGCAUCCUCCUGCUGCUGCGGCGCAAGGCAAACAUCAAUAUCGGCAUCGAGAAGCGUUCCGCUCUGCACUACGCCAUCGACGUCAACGCAGUCGACUGCGUUGAGAUCCUGCUCAAGUACGGGGCCGAUCCGAACACGCCCCAGGUGUACACGGAGACGCCGCUCCACACCGCAAGCUCGGCGGGAUUCGCCCAGUGCGUCCAGCUGCUCCUCAGCCACAACGCGGACGUGCGAUCGCAGUUCGGCGAGGGAAAGGUGACGGCUUUGCACUUGGCCGCGGAGAACGACUACGUGGAGUGUGCUCGGCUGCUCCUGGAACACGGUGCCGAGGUGGACUGCCGGAACGCCAGUCACCAAACGCCCCUGCACCUGGCCUGCCUUUCGCAGUCGAUCGGGACCGUGGACAUACUCAUAUCCUAUGGAGCCAAUGUGAACGCCGUCUACCGGGACGGGAGAACGGCCUUGCAUGCAGCGAUCGUAAAGCAGUCGAGGUGCCUGGACUGCUGCAAUGCCCUGCUUAAAGCGGGUGCGGAUGUGAACAAGGCAGACAACUAUGGGUAUACUCCGCUCCACAUUGCAGCACUAAAUGAAUUCAGCAGCUGUGUGUACACGUUCAUAGAAAAUGGUGCGGAUAUCACCGCUAGGACCGACGGACGUGUCUCGGCUCUGUCGUUUAUAGUGCGGCGCACACCCGAGAUAAUACCCAAGCUAAUGCACAAACUGGACAGUUCGAUAAAGGCGAACGAUCAGGAAAUCGGCGACGUCGACUGUCAGAUAAAACUGGACUUUAGGCUCCUGGUGCCCAGUUCCUCCAUGGAGCGUGGCGAAACGGAGCUGCUACUCUCCCUAAUUGAAGUGGGGCAGAAGCGCAUUCUCAUGCACCCGCUUUGCGAGACUUUCCUGUUCCUCAAGUGGCGCCGCAUCCGAAAGUUCUUCCUCAUGAGCCUGGCCUACCACACGCUCUUCGUGCUCCUCUUCACCUUCUUUGUGAUCCGCGUGUACGUGCGCAACUGCAAGGAGGGGGAGGUGUGCGUGGCUCCGGGCUACGUGUCCACCAUUGGUUACCUGGUUAUCAUUCUGAACCUCAUCCUGCUGGGCAAGGAAGUAUUCCAAAUGGCACACGGCCUGCGCGGCUAUGCCAAGUACUGGGAGAACUGGCUGCAGUGGACCAUCGUCUGCGGAGUGCUGCUAUGUGUCUCCCCGGAGACUGUGCGGACUGGAGACCUGACAGCGGUGCCUGUGUGGCAGCAUCAUGUGGCAGCCGUAGUCAUUUUGCUGGUCUGGCUGGAGCUAAUGAUGCUGGUGGGGCGAUUCCCCAUAUUUGGAGUAUACGUUCAAAUGUUCACAAAAGUGGCCAUGAACUUUGCGAAAUUCCUGCUGGCCUACAUAUGUCUACUGGUGGCCUUUGGACUCAGCUUUGCUGUGCUCUUCAACGAUUAUCCUGCAUUUGAGAACAUUACGUGGUCUUUCCUGAAGUCCAUCACAAUGAUGUCCGGCGAGCUGGAGUUUGAGGAUAUAUUUUAUGGGGACUACGCCGUCAAGUUUCCGGUCACCGCUCACAUCAUAUUUCUGUCCUUCGUGCUGCUCGUCACAGUGAUCCUAACUAAUCUGAUGGUCGGAUUGGCUGUCAGCGACAUCCAGGGCCUGCAAGUGAGCGCCACUCUAGAUCGACUGGUGCGCCAAGCGGAGCUGGUCUCGCGUCUGGAGAGCCUCUUCUUCUCGCGGCUGCUGCGCAGUGCGCCCACCAACUUGAUUCAGCUGUGCAAGCGGAGUGCCCUCCUGCGCACCUCCCGCGACAAACUUCAGUUCACCAUUCGGCCCAACGAUCCGCGCGACAAUCAGCUGCCCGAGGACAUCAAGCUAAAUGUCUACAAACUGGUCGCUGAGCGGCGCGACAGGAACCAGAGCCUGCGACGUCGCCAAUUCGAGAACAACUACAAUUUCUUCAGCCGCAGUCUGCAGCGUCAGCAGCAGGAACCAGGCAUCCAGAGGGACUCCCUUCAGCCAGAACCGACUGUGCUGAACCCGAAAAAGAAAACACCACAGAAUAUCUUUCAAAUGCACGAGCUGCUGCGUCCCCGAUCCGCCACAAAUGUGCCGCAGCAAUUGCGGCAGGAGCAGCAGCAGCAGGAGGUGGGAACGGUGCAGCUAAAGAACCAGGCGAAUGUCCUGAGCGCCUUGCAGUCGGAGAUACAGACCAUCAAGACGCAACUGGGUGAACUGGUGGCCAAAUUCGAACGCUUCUCGGAGAAUGCAACCCGCAAGCUGAACUACAGUGCCGACGAACUGUGCCGCCUGCGCCUACAAGAUAAGUCGGUAGCCUCCGCCAGUCAUAACCAUCGUCACCAUCAUCGCUAA
Molecule: messenger RNA, 2908 nt
Organism: Drosophila takahashii
Lineage: Eukaryota; Metazoa; Arthropoda; Insecta; Diptera; Drosophilidae
Gene: pyx
Product: transient receptor potential channel pyrexia
Biological process (GO): transmembrane transport; monoatomic ion transport
Cellular component (GO): membrane
Molecular function (GO): protein binding; monoatomic ion channel activity
Source: RefSeq, a predicted model, not a curated record